CAUGACGUGUGUUGUGACGUGUAAAUAAUAACCUAAAUAAUUAUAGAUAAAUUUCAAUUGUGUUGUUCAGUUCGGUCUAGUUAAUUGCAAUAAAGAGGGUCCUAAUUAAUGCGAAAAUGGUGCUGAUGACAAUGAUCGCAAGGAUCGCCGAUGGUCUUCCAUUGGCGGCGACUAUGCAGGAAGAUGAACAGAGUGGUCGGAAUAUCUUAGAUUACCAAAACCAAGCGAAGAUGCUUUUCAGGAAACUGGGACCACAGUCACCAGCCAGAUGCACAAUCGAAACAGGCCCAUUCCUAUUCCAUUACCUCAUAGAACAUGAUAUAUGCUAUUUGUGUUUAUGUGAAAAGAAUUAUUCCAAAAGACUGGCUUAUUCAUAUUUGGAUGAUAUUGCACAAGAAUUCCACAGGCAGUAUGGAAAGAAAGUGAACACAGUGACUAGACCCUACACAUUCAUUGAAUUUGAUAACUACAUUCAAAAAGCUAGGAAGAUAUUCAUGGAUUCUAGAUCGAGGAGGAAUCUGAGCAACAUCAACAAUCAGCUGCAAGAUGUACAGAGGAUCAUGGUACAGAAUAUUGAUGAUGUUUUGCAAAGAGGAACUGUACUCUCUGAAUUGGAUACAAAGACCCAAAAUUUAUCGAUGCUUACGCAGAAAUACAAGAAAGAUGCAACAUAUUUGAACACCAAAUCGAUGUACGUGAAAGCGGCAGCCGGUUGCAUAGCUUUGUUGGUUUUCAUUCUGUAUUUUUGGGUAUUGUAAAGGUUGUUAAUAAAAUGGAUUUCUGGAUAUUGGUGAUUGUUGCGUCAUAAGGGGUUCUGUCGACAAUACUUGGACUGCUACCACUUUAUAUAUUUUACAUGAUUGUAUUUGAUGGAGUUUUCAUGAAACACAUUUUUUUCCACACUUUAUAUACACUACUAUUUAAGGAUUGUUCCAAUUUUAUGUUAGUUUCUUGUACAGUAUGCUGAAUUUAUGAAGUGAUAUGUGUAUAAAUUUAUAAAGUAAUAUACCAUGCUUAUUUUAAUACAA
Messenger RNA from Nicrophorus vespilloides, 1028 nucleotides. RefSeq names its product vesicle-trafficking protein SEC22b-B (gene Sec22). The coding region runs from base 117 to 758 and encodes 213 amino acids. Gene Ontology annotation, molecular function: SNAP receptor activity. The transcript is spliced from 4 exons. Gene Ontology annotation, biological process: endoplasmic reticulum to Golgi vesicle-mediated transport; retrograde vesicle-mediated transport, Golgi to endoplasmic reticulum; vesicle fusion with Golgi apparatus. The record is from RefSeq and is a predicted model, not a curated record. Gene Ontology annotation, cellular component: endoplasmic reticulum-Golgi intermediate compartment; Golgi membrane; SNARE complex. Lineage: Eukaryota; Metazoa; Arthropoda; Insecta; Coleoptera; Silphidae.